Molecule: messenger RNA, 1047 nt
Organism: Helianthus annuus (common sunflower)
Lineage: Eukaryota; Viridiplantae; Streptophyta; Magnoliopsida; Asterales; Asteraceae
Exons: 2
Coding region: 1-1047 (348 amino acids)
Source: RefSeq, a predicted model, not a curated record
AUGGUCGAUUCGUCAACUGGACGUCAUCUUCAUGGGAACCUUACAGAAACGGUAUACAUGUACCAACCUAUGGGAUUUCGUCACAGGGACUACCCAGAUCAUGUAUGUCUUCUUAAGAAAUCAUUAUACGGUCUCAAGCAGCCGCCUAGAGCAUGGUACCAACGGUUCACAGAUUUCAUCAUUUCCAUUGGCUUUAUUCAAAGUAAAUGUGACAACUCUCUAUUUACAUAUCAUCACUGGGGUGAUAUUGCAUAUUUACUUAUUUAUGUGGAUGACAUUAUGCUAACCACCUCAUCUGACGCACUCCGCGUGUCUCUCAUGUCCAGCCUCGCGGCUGAAUUUGCUAUGAAAGAACUUGGACCUCUCAAUUACUUCUUGGGUAUAAAUGUCACUCAUACCGGUGACAAAUUGUUUCUGUCUCAACACUCUUAUGCUUUGGACAUUAUUGCUCGUGCAGGUAUGCAAACUUGCAACCCCGUUGCCACUCCUGUUAACACAAAGUCCAAACUCAGCGCCAUCUUUAGUGAGCCCUUCCAUAAUUCUACGUUGUACCGAAGUUUGGCGGGUGCCCUUCAGUAUCUCACCUUCACCAGACCUGACAUCAGCUAUGCAGUUCAACAGGCUUACACUGAUGUAGACUGGGCUGGAUACCCCGAUACACAUCGGUCCACCUCAGGUUACUGUGUUUACAUGGGUCCCAAUCUUUUAUCCUGGUUCUCUAAACGCCAGUCGACUAUCUCCAGAUCAAGUGCCGAAGUAGAAUACCAUGCAGUAGCAAAUAUAGUUGCAGAAGUCUGUUGGCUUCAGAAUCUUCUCUUAGAGCUUCGCCGCCCGUUGAAGACGGCAACGCUCGUUUAUUAUGACAACAUUAGUGCUAUCUAUCUCUCAGGAAACCAGUGCAGCAUCAGCGUACCAUGCAUAUUGAGUUGGAUAUUCCCUUUGUCCGAGAGCAUAUUCAGCGGGGCGACAUUAGAGUUCUCAUACAUCAACUCGGUUCCAAAUUGCAGACAUCUUCACCAAAGGCCUGCCAAGGAUUUUGUUCGAUGA